AUGGUUCCCGCUUCGGUGGUGUCAGAACGAAAAGAGCAAGCAGCGCGUGAAGAAAUCGCCUCAGAAGACACGGGCCGAGAAGCAGGGAAGACUGGUGGACAGGCGGCUUACCGCCAAUGGACUAUUGCACUGCGCCCACAAGAAGUUGGCGUCGCAUCCAAGACCAUCGAAUUCGACGAAGCACUGGCGUUGGACCUCCCUUACCACAAGGGGGUGGGAGAAGCACUACAUCGGUUUCUGCUCAAUCUGCAAGAUUCCAAGUACACACUAGUCCUGAGACACACCGCCAGCAACCUGAACCACUUCCUCGAGGCGGCCAGCGAGGCGUUGGAAUUAGAGGCAGUGCUCAGCCAUCGUCCCGAACGCUACUUCGUGCUGCCGCGCGAGGUCCGGCCGUAUUUGCGGCCUGACGUCCACAUCAACUACGGACGUAUGAGGAGCGAGCGAGAAGGGUGGGCUGUUUUGUGGACGGCAGACCUGAGCUGUUUUGUGGAAAAGGAAGGGCAGACCAGCGAAAGAACUCUUGAGGGCAGUGUGCUCUUGGAUCCCAUGGGCGGUGUCGGAACCAUUGCCAUCGAGGUAGCCGUGGCUUUCCGGUUAGGCGUGCUGGUCCUUUGGUCUCGCUCCGCCGGUGUGCUGGAUGCCGCGACCACGACCGGUGCCACGACCGGCCCGGUGGACACGGACUGGACGUUGGAAGAGACGGACGAGGAGGGCGUGCCGCUGUCGAUGGUCGCAGACGUGAGUCAGGUGGCGGAGCAGCUAGGCCUCAACGGAGAGGUGGAGCCUUUGGCCGACCGACUGACCUUGCUGCGCUUCUAUUUGCAUCGAGACCGUCAGGUGGCGUCGGCGGUGCAGAUGUACAGGGAGACCAUUGCUUGGCGUCAGGCCUUCAACCUCAAGCAGGUCAUGGCGGACUAUGGCCAUGGCGAGGCUGUGGGUGCCGUGCGGCCCCUCUUCAGAGGGGACUAUGGAGAGGAUGGCAUGCGGCUCUCGACGGGCCCUUGGCGAUGGACGUGGCAUCCCAAUGCUCCAGCAGCCAUCCAUGUGGAGCCGUUCGUCUUCUUCGGCCGCCUUCCGUCUCCGGCGCCUGAUGGUGGACCGGUCCUGGUCUGGCGAGCUGGGCUGGCGGACUAUGGAGGCUUUGUGAGGGAAGAACUGGUGGACGAGAUGAUCCGCGCCUACGUGGCACACUUCGAAGAUGCCCUGCAAAGUGCGCGCAGCACGUCCAGGGGCCGCCUGGUGCGUGCGCGGGUGGUGGUGGAUGCCCAGGGCUUUGAUCUGGUGAAUUUGAGAUAUCUGCAGGACCACUUCCCAGAGGUCUCGGCCUCCGUCACGGUGGUGCGUGCGCCCUGGAGCGUGGUGAAGCUCUAUGAGCUCCUGAAGCCUUGGCUCUCGCAGCACGUGCAGCAGAAGGUCUGCUUCCUCGCCGAGGAUUUUGCUGCUGGACUCUGGGCCCACGCGCGGCUGAAGCUGGCGAUGUUGCCCCAGUUUCUGGGCGGUCACGUGCCGGACGAGGAGAUGAGAAGAACCACAGCCGCCGUGCGCGUGCCGCGCCUCCGCGCGCGCAGCUCCGACCUCAGCGGCGACGCCACGGCGGCGGCGCGGCUCAACGCGGCACAGGAGGACUGCCGUCGCUUGACGCUGCCGGACGGCUCGGUCGAUGCGGUGGUCACGGACGUGCCCUUUGGGAAUCGCAACCGACUGAUCUGGGUCAAUGGCCUCCUGCCAGCCUUCCUUGCAGAGCUGCAGCGCGUGCUGCGGCCGCAGGGCGGCCGCGCUGUGCUGCUGCUGACGCGUGCGCAUGCGCGGCAAGUGGUGGCGCUGCUGGAUGAGGUCUUCUUGGCAUUGGUGGUCGUGGCCUUCCUCGGCCUCUUCUUGAGACAACUCCCCUCAGAGGUGCCGCUCGGUCCGCCACCGGUCCGCGACCCGGACCUGCUGGGUGCGCCGAGCGAAGCGGCCGAAGCGGCCGAAGCGGAAGCUGCGACGCCGCUUCCGCGGUGUUGCUAUCCGGGCCUGCGCUGCGAAGCGGGGCAAAGGCAGUAUAAGAUUCUGAUCACUCAGGGGGAGCGCAAGGUGUCCAAGCAAAAGCUCAGCUGGAUGUACCGCAACGUCCGAGAGACGCUGCUGGAAGGCUUGCGAAGCCGAGAGGAGGAAUGUGGCUACAAGACCUUCGUCCACGUGCCGGACAAUGACACGGAGAAUGGGAAGUACCCGGUGCAAAUGCGCAGGGGAGACGUCCUCAUUCACAUUGGACUCGAAGGGCGAGGAGACUUUGUGCAGCUGUGCCGAAGGACCUUCGCGCGGCGCAAGGUGUAUUGCAUCGAAAUGUUCUUGGAGCCAGCACCCAAGCCCAGUUUGGGUCAAGGAGUCUGCGAAAUCUGGACCUACAGCUGCUUGGCAUUCUUGUUCCAGGCAAGUGCGCCGAGCUGGUAG
Messenger RNA from Durusdinium trenchii, 2436 nucleotides. The record is from the annotation of a GenBank genome assembly. Lineage: Eukaryota; Dinophyceae; Suessiales; Symbiodiniaceae.